AUGGUUGUGUAUACUUCCAAUAAAACAUACCCUAGGGCUAGCAUCACACCUCCAAUCCCUCCAUAUGCCAUCCAAGCACUCCAGGAGUUGGAACAACUUUGUAUCCAAGACGAUCUUGAAAGAUUCAAACAGACAUUGAAUAGCAGCUAUAUCUCACAUGGUUUUAAUAUAGCCUACCUAUCAGCAUUGAUGAUUCAAGCAAUCAAGCUGGGAAGAACCUGUUUUGUGAAAGAGCUGCUCCGCCAAAAAAUGCUUCUAUCUCCGUUAUAUAUCCACGAGGCUAUCAAAACAAAAGAAAAUACAAAGGAAAUUUUGGGGAGCUUUUUAGAAAAUGGGUGGGAUAUCAAUCAGCCGAUGAGCCGAAUGGAUCCCCCGAUUCUUAGUAAUGCUCUGAAUGAUCUUGAGAUGACAACAUGGCUCCUUGAUCACGGCGCUGACCCCAACCGCCGAUGUAGCAUUGAUUUUACGCCACUCUCUUGCGCUGUUGAACACGCUUCUUUACCAGUCGUCUGUCUUCUGCUCAAUCGCGGCGGUGAUGUCACAAAAGGGCAGGUCCUACAUCAUGCAGUUGCCCGCAACUCCGAUACAGUAGAGGUCCUGAAGCUCCUCAUUGUUCGGGGCGCUCCGAUCAAUGGUAUCAUGUAUCAAGAUCAUCGGCCUUCCUGGGACAUGUAUUUUUUCAUGGGAGAGACUUCUCUUCACAAAGCAGUGUACCUUCGCAAAACCGAUGUCAUUCGUUAUCUUCUUGAGCAAGGAGCGGACCCUAACAUCAAAGAUGCUGGGGAUCAAACUGUGAUACAGCGUGCCGAUGAAGAGAUUCAGAGGGUGAUCACAGAAUGGUCAUGA
Penicillium coprophilum is the source of this 846-nucleotide messenger RNA. RefSeq names its product ankyrin repeat domain-containing protein. Lineage: Eukaryota; Fungi; Ascomycota; Eurotiomycetes; Eurotiales; Aspergillaceae. Gene Ontology annotation, cellular component: nucleus; cytoplasm. The transcript is spliced from 2 exons. The coding region runs from base 1 to 846 and encodes 281 amino acids. Gene Ontology annotation, molecular function: protein binding. The record is from RefSeq and is a predicted model, not a curated record.